Symbiodinium natans is the source of this 2061-nucleotide messenger RNA. NCBI's taxonomy places the organism in Eukaryota, Dinophyceae, Suessiales, Symbiodiniaceae. The record is from the annotation of a GenBank genome assembly.
AUGGUGCUGCGGUGGCUUGCGCUGGUGCUAGCUACAGGUGCUGCGGGGGCGGACGAAGCUUUCCCGUCAGUGCAUGCGCUGAUUGGGCGCGUGGCUGGCUCAGAAGCUGCCCUGCACUUCACGUUGGAGGAGGUGCCAGCGGACACGAAGGGCCGAGAGCAGAUGUCGCUCAGAAGCGAUGGGCAGCGGGUGGUUGUGGGUGGGACGAGCCCCGUUGCGGCUGCGUCGGCCUUCAACUGGUACCUCAAUGAUUUUCUGAACACCACAUAUGACUGGUCGACGUACCAGGUUAUCCUGCCGCAGGGGUCGCUGCCGCUGCCGGCAUCACGGCUCACCCGGCCACGGCUUGUGAAGUGGUCUUAUCACCUGAACGUGUGCACGUAUGGCUACAGUCUGGCUUUCGUGGAUUGGGAGUAUUGGCAGAAACACAUCGACUGGAUGGCGAUGCAGGGCAUCAACCUUCCCCUGGCCUUCCUCGGCCAGGAGAAGGUUCUUCAACAGGCCUUCGCUCGCUUCAACAUCACGUUCCAGGAGCUCCAGCAUUUCAUCUCCGGGCCGGCCUUCUUGCCGUGGUUCCGCAUGGGCAACAUGCAAGCUUGGGGCGGCCCGAUUUCGCAGGCGUGGAUCGACGAUAGAGUCCAGCUGCAGAAGCAGGUGCUCGGCAGAAUGCGCGAGCUCGGUAUGAAGGCGGCGUUGCCCGCCUUCGCAGGCUUCGUGCCGCCUGCGUUUGCGACCAAGUUCCCGAAAGCGAACCUCACGCACUCGGCGGACUGGAACCGGUUCCCAGACCCAUAUGGCAGCGUGUCCUUACUGGAGCCCACGGACCCGUUGUUCAAGCAGAUUGGACAGGCAUGGGUUGAGGAACAGACGAGGCUGUAUGGAACUGACCACGUCUACCAGACCGACACCUACAACGAGAUGAACCCCAGGUCAACGGACCUCAGCUACUUGGCCUCCUCAUCCAAGGCCGUGAUUGAUGCGAUGCAGGCGGGAGACAAGGACGCCGUGUGGUUGAUGCAGGGCUGGCUCUUCCUCUCGGGCUUUUGGUCGAACGAUCGGGCCAAAGCCUACCUGAGCGGAGUGCCAAACGACAAGAUGAUCAUCUUGGACUUGGACUCUUCCGACAGACCUAUUUGGACGAAGACGAGCUCUUACUUCGGGAAGCCUUUUGUGUUCAACACGCUGCAGCAGAACUAUGGCGGUCAGCAAGGCGUCACCGGCAAUCUGCCGCGGAUCGGCGACGCAUUCAAGAAGGCGUUGGCCGAGUCUGCGGCACUAAAUGGCGUCGGAGUCACGAUGGAGGGGAUGUGGACGAACUACAUCACGUAUGACUUUACCCUCUUGCGCCCCUCGCUGCCUCAGGGCGCGCUGGCGGCGCACGCGGAGCUGCCCAUCUCGAUGCAACUGCGAGUCAGCCCGUUCCGCUUCGGCUCCAUAUGGUCGAGGAUGCUGUCGCAGUUGGCGCCGAAGGCUGCGUCGGUGAAGGCCUUCCGAUUCGACUUGGUCGAUGUGGGACGCGAAGUUCUCACUGAGGCUUUCGACCGCCAGCUUGCGAGCCUGAAAGCAGCAGAGGUCGCCAAGGAUGUGAGCAAGGCACAAACAGCACAGCAGGGAAUGUUGGAGGUACUAGACGACCUGGACUCCUUGCUGUCGACGGACGAGAACUUCAUGCUUGGGCGUUGGUUGGCAUGGGCGGAGCAGUGGGCGCACACAGAUGCUGAGCGCCAGCUGCUGCUCUUCAACGCAAGGAACCAGCUCACCCUCUGGGGCCCCACGGGACAGAUCCUGGACUACGCCACAAAGUCAUGGGGGGGCUUGGUCAAGGGCUUCUUCCGACCGCGCUGGGCCUUGUUCUGUGAGCAGGUCAUCGACGCCAUCAAGAGUGGGAAGUCCUUCGAUCAGGCGGCCUUCAACGCGGACGUGCUGGCGAAGGUCGAGCUCCCCUGGCAAAACAGCACGGAGAAGUACCCGAGCGAGCCGACCCAGGAUGCCAUCGAGGUGUCCAAGGCCUUGUACCAGAAGUAUGUCGCCACAGCGACACUUCAGGCUGUUGUGGUGUGA